AUGUCUUUUAAUGGUCUAUAUCGGGCUUUGAGUAAUCCAGUGUGGCGGAAGUUAGUGAACUUGAAAAUUGCUUCGAACAAGCCUACAAGACGUGGAUGUCGUGCUGGUUUUAACAAGGUGAGAAGUAUCAAAUCGAUUAUUAGCAGCCGAACCAUAGGGAAUUUCUAUAACACUGGACAAUCUAUGCGAAAUACGACAACUGAAUUCGUGUACUACGAACAGUCCACUCAAUCAAGCGUUUCCUCUGUUUUGUCACUGCCGUAUUAUCAUAAUAUGACUAGCGUUCAAAAAGGUGUAAAUCUGAAGAAUCUUAUUUAUAUUAAAUGCCAAAGCCAAAACAUUAACCGUGAACAGGGAGUUUCUCUGCAGUUUGUCCCAAGCCUAAUGCUGACGAACGUUAUGUCUUUGGCUCCUAAGAUUGACGAAAUUAGUUCCUUUGUUAAGCAAGCGGACUUUGACUUGUUAUGUAUCACAGAAACGUGGCUACGCAACACUAUAUCUGACAAUAUAAUCCAAAUUCCUGAUUACAAUGUAGUACGUAAAGACCGUGAAAAUAGUUCACAUGGCGGAGUUUGUGUCUUUGUCCACCAAAAUAUUCAUUUUAAGCAUUUAGUCGAGAUGCAGUCUUCCAAUUUGGAAGUAAUUUGGAUCAAAAUACGACCAAGACGUCUACCGCGGACAAUCUCAUGCAUUAUUGUUGGAACAAUCUACCACCCUCCCAAUUCUAAUAACCAUAUUAUGUCGGAGUAUCUCACUGACUGUCUUUCCUCUUUCGAAGGACAUUUUCCCAACUGUGGUAUCAUAUUGACAGGCGACUUCAAUCAUUUUAACACCUCACCUAUUGUACGACAAUUUAAGCUUAAACAGUUAAUUAAUUUUCCAACUCGGGGGAAUAACACUCUAGAUAAAAUCCUUACAAAUUUGCACUCCUUUUAUAAAGAUGCAAAUCGCCUUUCACCGUUCGGACUUUCGGAUCACUGCACAAUUACAAUUCUCCCAAAAGAAAGAAUUAAAACCAAGUCAGAGCGCAUUAAAGUUUCAGUACGAGAUCUAAGACCAAGCAAAAAGGAUCAACUUGGCCGUUUUCUUUCAGGAGUCGAUUGGUCAGUUAUAUCAACAGAUUCAGUCGACAACCAAGCUGCUUUAUUUAAUGAUUUGAUUCAGCUUGGACUUGACAAUAUCAUGCCUGAGAAAACACGAGUAAUUCAUCAGAACGAUGUUCCAUGGAUGACAAAUCAUCUGAAAGAGUUAAUUGUCAAACGCCAAGCAGCCUGGGCACAAGGAAAUCAAACACUUUUCAAGUUUUAUCGUAACCGGGUCAAUAACUAUCGAAAGCGGUGUAGGCAAGGUUAUUAUAAUUCUAAAAUACGUCAUUUAAAGGACAGUAAACCAAAAAGGUGGUGGAACGAAGUUAAACGCAUUAGUGGUCACACCCCAAUGUCUGAUAACAAAGAUAUAUUAUCCAUCCUUGCACUAGAAAAUAUUAAUAUUAACGAUUUUUCCCAUGAUGAAAUUGCAAACAUUAUAAAUGAUUGUUUUUUGGAUCCACAGCAAUCAUAUGUGCCACUUGAUGAGUCUGAUAAAAUCCA
Paramuricea clavata is the source of this 1589-nucleotide messenger RNA. The record is from the annotation of a GenBank genome assembly. Lineage: Eukaryota; Metazoa; Cnidaria; Anthozoa; Malacalcyonacea; Plexauridae.